CCGCUCUCAGUCUUUUCUCUGGAUAAGAGCUUUCAAGAGUUUUCGACUGCAUAACCUAAAAUCCUAAACCUAAACUGUUUAUAUUUUAGAGCAAUGUUUUAGAGUUGUUUUAUCUAUGUAAAUACAUGUUACAUGUAAUAACCGAUAAUGUUUUUUCAAUUUUGUGACUUGUGUCGCAAAACUACAAAAGUUCAGUCCAUAAUUGUACAGAGAUUUUAUAGAAAAGGUUCUAAAUCUAAAUACAAACAUGUUAAACAUCCUGAGGUACCAAAAGCCAUAAAAGAACAGACACCAAUAAUUAGUUGCAAAAGAAAAGAAUUUAAUUUUUAUAAAGGGCAAACGUAUUCCAAAUAUGUACCAAUACCACUGGCUACCAAAGGAUGGCAUCAUUAUAAAUCAAAAGGAGAUUAUUUCUUUAUACAUCCUCUUACAAAUGUGGAAGAAGAAAGCAAUUGUGAGUCUGACAAAGAGUAUGAUAGUUUUGCACAUUUUGGUUUGAAUCCAGAACUGGUCAAAAUCUUAGAAAGAUAUGAUAUAACAAAACCUAUGGACAUACAAACACGUGGAUUGCCUAUAAUAAUGAGUGGUGCUAAUACCGUUAUUGCUGCUGAAACUGGAUGUGGAAAAACAUUUACUUAUCUUUUACCUAUGAUUGACAAGAUUUACAGGUGGAAAAAAUUAACAGACACACGAUAUAAUUCUCCGCUAGGAUUGAUAGUGACACCUACUCGAGAAUUAGCAUUUCAAAUUGGGCUGGAAGCACAAAAAUUAUGUCAGUAUCUUGAUAUUAACACUAAGACUAUAACUGGAGGAAAAACCAAGAAAAUGAUGUUAAAUCCACCUGUGAGUGAAGUUGACAUUAUCAUAGCUAGUUUUGGAGUCAUCAGCAAGUUAACCACAACCAGAAUUUAUAAAUUAGACAUGGUCAGAUCUAUUGUACUGGAUGAAGCAGAUGCUUUGUUUCACGAAACAUUUGAAGAUAAAUUACAAGUGUUUUUGAAAAGAGUGCCGCUCGGAUUUAGGCAAGAUAUGGACGACACUGAACUACCAAUAGCUGCUCAGUUUGCACUAGCAUCUGCAACCAUGCCUUCUAGGAUGUCGGAAGUUUUACACAAUAUCAUAAAUGUGGACUCGUUAGUUAAUGUGACUUCGGAUAAACUACAUCAUAUUAUCGUGCCACAGAAAUUUAUGAGAGUAGGACCGGACGACAAACCAGCGGAACUUCUAAAGUACAUUAAGCCGAAAGUCGCUCAAAAAGAGCAAGUGAUCAUCUUUACUAACAAGAGCACCACUUGCAAUUGGGUCAGUCAAUUUCUGGAGGCAAGUAACAUACAAACGGCUUGCUUACAUGGCAGUUUGCCAUUUAACGUGAGAAGUAACACGUACGCCGUUUUCAAGAGUGGUAGAUGCCAAGUAUUGUGCACAACAAAUGCGGGUUCUCGGGGAUUGGAUACAAUAAAGGUACGCCACGUGCUGAAUUACGAAUUCCCAACCGCAACUGCCGAUUAUAUUCACAGAUGUGGUAGAACCGGAAGAGUCGGUAAGACUAAGGACUGCAGAGUGACCAAUUUUAUAAGCACCAAGUGGGACAUUGCUGUGGUGCACAAAAUAGAGAGAGCAGUUCGGAGGAUGAAACCGAUACCGAUAUUCGACAUAUCUGAGACAGAUGAAGACAAGGAUGAUGGUCCGGUAUUCGAGCCCGAGACAUAUGAGGAUGAUAAUGUGGAAGAAGAAUUCAGCAUACCGUACUGAUUAAAAUUUAUACAAAAUUAAACAAACAAUU
Messenger RNA from Pseudomyrmex gracilis, 1783 nucleotides. It is a transcript of the gene Dbp21E2, whose product is annotated as probable ATP-dependent RNA helicase DDX28. Gene Ontology annotation, biological process: mitochondrial large ribosomal subunit assembly. The record is from RefSeq and is a predicted model, not a curated record. Gene Ontology annotation, molecular function: RNA helicase activity; nucleic acid binding; ATP binding. Gene Ontology annotation, cellular component: mitochondrion. Bases 148 to 1752 code for a protein of 534 amino acids. NCBI's taxonomy places the organism in Eukaryota, Metazoa, Arthropoda, Insecta, Hymenoptera, Formicidae. The transcript has 7 exons.